AUGAGCAAAAUCAAGGCACAGCAGGAAUGGAGUGUUGCGAGAAAGUUCCUUACCAGGAGCCGCCUUCAGUCCUUGCAGGAAGCAGCCGCUAGGCUCAAUACUGCUUGGAAAUCAGGCUUGGACGCCGAAUUUGAGAAGGAUUUUUUUCUGGAGCGACAAUCUCAGAGGACAUUCGAGAAACGCCGUCGAAAGCUACAUGGUUUGAUCGAUGAUGUGAUAAACAAACAGCGUCGCAAAGACUAUGCAAGCGAGAAGGCCUCUUUGGACAAGGAGCUCCAAAACGAUGAGGACGGCGUCGACGAGGACAGCGACGACGAGAUCGACUUGCGGGACGGAGAGGAGGAUUUAACAUCAGGUUAUCACACACCACCACCAAAGCAAGUCCAAGGGUAUCAUGAUGAGGUCCCUUCUGCGGAAGAUUCCGAGGCAUCAUUUCACUAUCAGGACAAUACAAGCAGCUCCACAUUGAGCGAUGAAGAUCAGGCGCUGUACAACGAGGCUGCAACCUGGUUCAAGUCAAUGAUUGGGCGAAACACUGAAUCUGCAAUUCGAAAGCUACGAGAGGAGCGGUUUCGCGAGCCUUGGGUGCACGACCUCCUUUACGACCGGCUCAAGAUUCUUCGCACUGGCUUAAGCGCUCAGACCGAUGAGAACACAUACACCUCAUUUUGGGUCGCGCCCGACUUUGUGGCAUUGCAGACCGGCAUUCCAGGCCUCAUCUCCAAGGGCUUUGUCAACGAGAACCACUUUACUCCAUCUGCAUGGCGACGAGCACUUUCGAGAGGCAAGCUGUUUGCCAAAGGCACUAAUGUUGACGCGUACUAUCUUGCUCGAGACAAUCACGUCAAUGUCAUCUUCGAAAACAUUGGAUCGCCGACGUGCACCAACCACGGGAAACAUGACGACGACAAGAAGAAAUGCUAUAGGAAUGCCGCGGACGCACUUCUGGAUCGCUUCUACAAUUCUUCAGGAUCCUUUGAGAUUGCGAAAGACUACAGAAUCAUACUAGUCGUCGUCUUCGGUAAAUUUCGUGAUUUUACUUAUGCCAUUUGGCUCCCGUCUGUAGACUGGGUCAACUAA
Messenger RNA from Linnemannia hyalina, 1080 nucleotides. The record is from the annotation of a GenBank genome assembly. Lineage: Eukaryota; Fungi; Mortierellomycota; Mortierellomycetes; Mortierellales; Mortierellaceae.